AUCACUAACAAGAGCCAUUCCUUUUCUUGAGAAACCAUAAAGGGCAAACCAAACUAGCCCUAACACUCCCCGACUAAUCUAAACUCACUUAUAAACAAAACCAAUCAAAAUCCCGCUAUUGGGAUUUCCAGUAAUUAGGGUUUGGUCCGACCAUAUAAUUUUUGAAUUUUUAUUUGUUGAAAUUGCGGUCUGCUCACAUCGAAAUUUCCGGCCUGGGAGAGAAAUGGGUUCACGAGAGAAGGGUUCGGCCGCGCCGCACCACCCACUCUUGAGCAGCCUUGUCGUGCGUCCUGCCGCCGACACUGCUGGAGGCGCAGCCAAGGCCGAGGAUGGAGCCACCGGCGCCGGCGCCAGCGAUUACGAGCCUGGCGAAGUUCGCCGGGAUCCGCCUCCUCACUCUCGCUCUGCUCGGCACGACGGCCAUGGAUAUAGAAAGCGGGCAGGUUCUGAUUCUCCUAUCCGUAGAAGGGAUGCUCAUCGUCGUUCUAGUCCAGGUUUUGAAACCUUUGGUUCAUCAAGGGGUCGUGGUUUCCGGAAUGAGAGAGAACCUGGUCAAUAUCGUGACUACUCACCCCCCUAUGCCCGUGGUAAGGAUGGUGGUCGGUUUCCUGGUAGAGGUUAUGAUCACUUGGCACGUGGGUCUGGAGGUCCUGAACCAUUAAGAGUUGAAGGUGUUCCUAGAAAUAAUCCUAAUGUACGACCAAGAGAAGGAGAUUGGUUUUGCCAAGAUCCCUUAUGUAAAAAUUUGAAUUUUGCAAGGCGAGAGCAUUGCAACAACUGCAACAGGCCCCGUUAUGCUUCAUCUGGAAGCCCUAGGAGAGGAGGGUAUUUGGGUCCCCCAUUUCCCCCUCGCGAUCGUGUUCCACCUGCUCUAUUGGAUCAUUCUCCUGUAAGGAAUAUGAAUGGUGGCUACAGGUCUCCCCCUCGUGGCUGGCCAAGAGACGACAGAGACUUUAGAGCUUCUGGACCACCGGGAAGAAAUGAAGUAAGAUUGCCUGAUCCUCUAAUGCGCGGUGAAAGGCCAAACUUUCUUGAAGAUGACCCUAGGGACAGGUUUGGAUAUUACGAUGGACCCCCACUGCCAGAAUGGGGCCAUAGAGACCACCGUGGAAGGGAUAACUUUUUUCAUGAGAGGAGAGGAGGCUAUGGAGGUAGGUUUUUGUCUCCACCUCCUGCAUCAGCAGUUCCUCCCCGUGGCUGGGUAUCUCAUAUCAGGGAUAGGAGCAGGUCACCGGCUAGAGGCGGGCCACCAGCUAAGGAUUAUCACCGUGAUAUGCAUAUGAACCGGAGACGAGAUGGUCGGCGUCCUCUCGGAAGGGGUGCAUUUUAGUGUGUAAUUGACUAUAAUUGCAAAAGCAGCUCUGACAAUUGCUCUUUCUGGUGAAUAUUUCUUCUAAUUUUGGCUAUUGGAUUCUAAAACUGUGUGUACCUAUAGCAUUCGUUUUGGAAUCUAAAAUGAAUUUUCUCUGGUUAUUA
Messenger RNA from Salvia splendens (bonfire salvia), 1476 nucleotides. Its product is annotated as RNA-binding protein-like protein. Gene Ontology annotation, molecular function: RNA binding. Lineage: Eukaryota; Viridiplantae; Streptophyta; Magnoliopsida; Lamiales; Lamiaceae. Bases 224 to 1330 code for a protein of 368 amino acids. The transcript is spliced from 3 exons. The record is from RefSeq and is a predicted model, not a curated record. Gene Ontology annotation, biological process: regulation of DNA-templated transcription.